AUGUCUGCUAUUCGACCAGAACUAUUUCAAUCGGCUGUAAAAUUUCUUAAAGAUUCACAAGUUAAAAGUAAACCUCUUCAAAAACGAAUAGCAUUUUUAGAAUAUAAAGGUUUAACAUCAGAUGAGAUUGAAGAGGCACUAAGGGUAGCUAAUGAUGGAGAUAUUAGUGAAGAUUUUAGUGAAGAUUUUAGUGACGUACAAGGAAUGUUUCUGUCACAGCCUAAUGAAAUUUUCGUUUCUGAACAAAUGAAUUUUACUCAACCACCUCUAAUUCAACGAUUUGAUUGGAAAGAUUAUUUCAUUGCAGCUGUGUUAAUUAGUAGCAUUGGAUAUGCUAUAGCAGAUGUCGCAAAGGAGUAUUUUGUCUCUUUUCUGGAGAUAUUAACAACUGAUAGCCUUGAGCAAGAUAGACAGUCAUUUUCAGAUCAACUCACCACCACUACAGAAAUUCUAGAUGUCAUGAAGUUUGAUACUCAAAUUAUUAAGAAGAGCAUAAAAGAACAAUCAUUUGAAGUUACGAAUAUACUAGAAAUACUAGAUAACGUGUUAAAAGAUUUGAAAUGUUAUGAAGAAAAUAGGGAUAUAGAAUUAGGAACUUUGAAAGAAGAUAUGGAUUCAAUACGAGAUUUAAUUCCAAAACUACUUGAAGAAUCAAAGAAUUUUCAGGAACAAUCGUUUACCAAUCUGCAAAAAGAACUUAAAUCGUUAAAAUCACUUGCCAAUCGAAGGGGUUCACAAAUAAUUGAAGCUUUGGAUUCGUCAUUAUCCACAAUUACUAACAUGAUGCCCACAAAUUCCGAAUCAAGCUCUAAUCGUUCAUCGAUUCCGGAAUUAAAAUUAG
Messenger RNA from Dentiscutata heterogama, 841 nucleotides. Lineage: Eukaryota; Fungi; Glomeromycota; Glomeromycetes; Diversisporales; Gigasporaceae. The record is from the annotation of a GenBank genome assembly.